Chlamydomonas reinhardtii is the source of this 2916-nucleotide messenger RNA. RefSeq lists its product as uncharacterized. Bases 769 to 1746 code for a protein of 325 amino acids. The record is from RefSeq and is a predicted model, not a curated record. The transcript has 3 exons. Lineage: Eukaryota; Viridiplantae; Chlorophyta; Chlorophyceae; Chlamydomonadales; Chlamydomonadaceae.
AUCACUUACGCCUGAUGCAGCAGCGCCUGUCGCGGGCUCCGUGGGUCAUACAAGACGCCCCGCGUGCGCAAGCACUCUAGGCUCGGGACGCACUCUUCCCCAGUUAACUCAGCUCCGCGCCCAUAAGCUUUCCAAUACAGCAGCGCCGCGGUCCAUGCCCAGGCCGGCCCAGGAAGCGCCUUGCUUGCGGGCCUGAACGCGGUCGGCGCGGAGGAGCAGCGCCCAUACAUAUGUUAUGUUGAACCCCUGCUGAAUUUCAUUUGUCAACUGCAUAGGAUGGUCCGUGGGCCAGGGCUUUGGCGCCAACUUGACUGCCCCAGCGCCGCUGCCUGCCUAUUAGCUUCUGUGCUGUUAGUCGUAAUGAAGUGGUGGCUGUGUUUAUCCCGGCUGCACAGAAUCUGAAAGGCAGGGCCAGUCCAGCACAGGGGCAAAGAAACUUGCGCUACCAGCAACCGCAACUAGCACGCAUAAGCAGGUUUGGAAAGCUAGCAGUCUGUGUAGCAAGAAGACAGCAGCUAUGGGCUGUAGCUCUGCGGAAUGGGGAACUGGCCUUUUCCCAUUGCCAAGUGUUGGCAAGUUGCAGUCCCUCUCUAAACCCAGGCUACUAAAACAAUUUGGUACUGGCGCAAAGACUUACACGCACAUCACGUACCAUAAGAUUCCUACAGCCUGUCUGUUCCCAAACCAGCGCGCUUGCACAGUUCCCUCCGGGCACACUCUCUUUCUGUGUACCCGGUGCCCAAAGGCUAAUACAGUAUGGCAGUAGCAAUGGAGCGUCACGAGACUUGUAAUGUGUCGCAGCCCGGGGCGCAGAGCGGGCCUUUCGCCACCUGCUCUCCUGAGUCGCUACUGGCGACUCGCCCCGCCAGCCCUGAUGGCUUCACCAUCGUCACCAUGGGCCAGCCUGAUGUGGAAACCUACAAGGCGGCCGCCAAGCGCUUUGAGGACGAGGUUGCGGACAUCAUUGCUGUGUCAUCGCGGGAGUACACCGGCCUGUUCCCAAUCGCGCCCAGGGGAACAGGCAAGGCCUCCCGUUUCGGAAUCAGUCUGAUCCCCAUCGACGGUGGCAGUCCGGCUGCGGCGGCACUCUCCUCGCCGCGGCGCAUGCGGCGGCUUGAGGGGCUGAGUGGUGGUGUCGGAAGCCCCGAGCGCCCCUGCUCGGGCGGCGCCGACUCACCAAGGCCCGGGCUUGUGUCGCGCCUCACCCUGAGCCCCGCCGCCGUCAUGCCCGCUGUCGGAGAGGUGGCGGAGGAGGCGGCGGAGGAGGAGGUCGAGGAGGAGGAGGUCGAGGAGGAGGACGAGGAGGUGGACGAGGAGGAGGAGGAGGUGCUGGAGGAGGAGCAGGCGCGGUCGCAGCGGCCGUGGACGGGGCCGUGUGUGCCCCUCUACGCGCGCUACCACACAAGUGUGCCGCCGCCCAUGCCUAGCGCACGACUGCUCAUCGCCGCUUCCAGCCGCCGCGAUAAGCCGGCCGUGGAGGCGCAGCAGCAGGAGCAGGCGGAGGAGCAGGAGCAGGAGCAGGCGGAGGAGCAGGAGCAGGCGGAGGAGGAGGCGCAAGACGAGGUGGAGGAUGUGGAGGCACAGCCGCAGCUGCCGUGGGCGGGGCCGUGUGUGCCCAUGUACGCGCGCUACCACACCAGCGCACCGCCGCCGCAGCCCACAGCCCUUCUGGCGCUGCUGCGCGCUCGGCGUGUGCAGCAGUUCACGCAGUUGCUCCGCCAGUGGGGGCUGGUGGUGGUGGCAUGAGAGAUGAGAAGAGAUAGGCUGAGAGGUUGCGGACAGUUGUGCGGAGGCUGAGGCUGGGGCUGGUGGGGGCUGUGGAGGGCGGAAGUGGACAAGGAGAUGGGGUGCGUAUGUCGUGACGAUACUGGAGACGCUUGCGUAGAUGUUUGCAACUUGCUUUGCUCGUGAUCAAGGAAAUGGAGAGUGGUACGGACAGGGGGGGGGUAAGAAUGCCGCAGACAUACCCCACCCUUCAAAUUGAAAGAGCUUGACGAGAGCGUUCAGAAUCCGCUUUCAGAAUUUUGAUCAGGGUAGUACUUGCGGAGAUAUGGGCCCCCAAAGUUCAGGGUCGGUCGUCGGUCCCCCUGGUCCCCAAGGUUUCGUCACGGUGUGCCGGAAACUUUCGUCUGGGCCUCAUAAGACAGCCGGGUAAGCCCAGACCGUUGCCCAAAGCAUGUAAUGGAUGCUUUUUACGGCUGGGAAACGUCAGGAGCCUACCAGAAGACGAAGGGCUACCGCCCGUCAACACAUGUUGGGUUGGGAUGUUGGGGUGCGACUUGUCUCGCCUGACCAGAACGUGCCACAAGUCGCGGACCGGUGCUUGCGCGCCGGAGGAAAACGCACGUGUAUGUCCCAUGCGUAGGUAAGUCUCGUAAGCGUGCUUUACACGGGUGCAAGUGAACGGCCGCAAGAUGUUCACAACAUGUCGACAACAUGGCUGUGGUCAAGACGCGCCCGACGAACUUUCCGUGUUUGCAUGCUAAUAGAGCUCGCUGAAAGCAGUCGUUUGACACCAUCCUGGAAGAAAACAGAGUGGGUUUUGGGGGUGUACGGCACGGUACGGCACGGUCGGUCGUCGGUCAGGGGGGGUCGGGAGGUUUUGCGGGGUGGGGUCUGGAACUAUUGUUCGUACCCCCCCCCUGGUACGGAACUGCAUUAAACGUGAUUGACGGCAUGGAUGUGACCAGGUACGGUGCGAUAGUACGUUAUGUAUGUGUGAAGCGGGCUCGAAGUGUACAACAUGACCUGGGUAUCGGUGAUCCAAGCAAAUGGCGAUGCGAGGUGUAUGUGAUACGUGAAAGAGACUGGGGACCUGAGCCCAGGGGCAGGUUGGACUGGCUCAGUGCGAACGAGCGUGCGAAUGAAUGCCGAAGAGAGGGCAUGUGCCCAAAUGCCAUGUAAUGUCACAGUGUU